UUGAAGUUUAAUUUGUAAAUUUAUUGUAAUUUAAAUUAUAAUAUAUUUAUAAUUUAUACUAAAUAUGAAAUUAUUAUUAGUAUUGUUGUGUGGAUUGGUUUGUAUUGUGAGCGCAGACUAUCCUAUAGAGGACUAUAAGGCGGUCGCAAAGUCCCGUAACUUUACGGGUAGUGUAGUUGUAGUGACCGGUUCCUCGUCGGGCAUCGGAGAGGGAAUCGUUAAACUGUUUUCCAUAUUAGGGGCUAAUGUUGUGGUCACCGGAAGGAAAGCACAGGACGUUCAACGAGUGGCCAAAGAGGUGCAAGAAUUAUCACCUCUAAAAUUAAAGCCAUUAGAAGUUGUGGGAGAUUUGACCAAAACCUCUGAUAUAAACAAUUUAAUUGAUUCUACGAUCAAAAAGUUUAGCAAAAUAGAUGUGUUGAUCAAUAACGCCGGUAUAUAUCCGACGACAAACAUUACACAACCGAAUCUGUUGUCAGUUUGGGAUCAGAUAUUUGCACUCAAUUUACGCGCUGUCGUAGAACUCAUCCACCGAUCGGUUCCACAUCUGGAGAAAACCAACGGAACUAUUAUUGAUAUCUCAAGUAUUGGCGCAAUUACACCGCUUAAAAUGUUUCUUGGUUAUGGAGCGGCCAAAGCGGGUCUGGAUAUGUUGACCAAAAUAUUAGCCCUGGAAUUGGGAACCAAAGGUAUUCGUGUCAAUACUGUUAAUCCGGGUGUUAUACACGUAAAAGAAGACCCUUACGAACCGAUACUUGCAAAAUACACGCCAUUGGGAAGAGUGGGUCAACCCCUAGACAUCGCCCGUGCGGUCGCAUUCCUGGCCUCCACUGACGCCCACUUUAUAACCGGUGCUAAUGUUGUGGUCGACGGAGGCUUUGAAUUCACAAAUGACUAUCCUAUAGAAGACUAUAAGGCGGUCGCAAAGUCCCGGGACUUCACGGGAAAAGUGGUUCUCGUGACCGGUUCCUCGUCGGGCAUCGGAGAGGGAAUCGUUAAACUGUUCUCAAUAUUAGGGGCUAAUGUUGUGGUCAACGGCAGAACAGCACCUAAUGUUCAACGAGUGGCCAAAGAGGUGCAGGAAUUAUCACCUCUAAAAUUAAAGCCAUUGGAAGUUGUGGGAGAUUUGACCAAAACCUCUGAUGUAAACAAUUUAAUUGAUUCUACGGUCAAAACGUUUGGCAAAAUAGAUGUGUUGAUCAAUAACGCCGGUAUAUAUCCGACGACAAACAUCACACAACCGGAUCUGUUGUCAGUUUGGGAUCAGAUAUUUUCACUCAAUUUACGCGCUGUGGUAGAGCUGGUCCACCGAUCGGUUCCACAUCUGGAGAAAACCAACGGAACUAUUAUUGAUAUCUCAAGUUUGUCCGCAAUUACACCGCUUAAAAUUUUUCUUGGUUAUGGAGCGGCCAAAGCAGGUCUGGAUAUGUUGACCAAAAUAUUAGCCCUGGAAUUGGGGCCAAAA
Medioppia subpectinata is the source of this 1465-nucleotide messenger RNA. The record is from the annotation of a GenBank genome assembly. Lineage: Eukaryota; Metazoa; Arthropoda; Arachnida; Sarcoptiformes; Oppiidae.